Mycetomoellerius zeteki is the source of this 366-nucleotide messenger RNA. RefSeq lists its product as uncharacterized. Bases 1 to 366 code for a protein of 121 amino acids. The record is from RefSeq and is a predicted model, not a curated record. NCBI's taxonomy places the organism in Eukaryota, Metazoa, Arthropoda, Insecta, Hymenoptera, Formicidae. The transcript is spliced from 2 exons.
AUGUUCGAAUUGUGCUCCAUUUACGAGGGUCGUCUGAAAAGUUUUGAGCCUCAUCACGAAGAUGGCGUUACUCGUCAAAGCCAUUUUGGCAAUACGUCUACGCAAAUUAAAGCCGAGUUGGACGCUGUUUACGGAGACUCUGUCCCAUCAUUUGCCACUGUGAAAAAAUGGGUAGCUGAAUUUAAACGUGGUCGUACCAACUUAGCUGAUGAUGAGCGUUCGGGAUGGCCAACAACUGCGAUCACCACCGAUAACAUCGAAGAAAUUCAUCAAAUGAUAAUGGACAACCGUCGAAUUAAGGUUAGGGAGAUAGCAGAGGCUGUUGGCAUAUCAAAAGAACGUGUUUGUCAUAUACAUAUUGACUGA